GUGAAGUGAGUAAGAUACCUAACGACUUCACUACAUUCUCCUAAACAGGAAAUUCGAAGCACGUGAUAAUCCUACUAGAUGAUGUUGAAAAUAUAACAGUCUGUGGUCAUAGAUCCUAUUUAUCUGUUUUCCUUCUGAUUAUUACUAUAUGUUGUUUUAGAAAGUGAUCUAAAUCCACGUUGUGAAUUAAUAUCUGGAACUAUUUUUGACUUUAGCGGUGUGAUUACCUGUAUUCCAAGGUCAAAUCGUUUGUUCAAGAUUAUCCAUCAAAUGUUUACCUAACACCCAUGCGUUUUUCUCCAGUAUGGGGUGGACAAAGCUUGCUUAGUAUGUUUUUAUCAGCGUUGAACGAUUUGUCCACUAAUUUACGAGACUGGAAAUGGGAUUUUGUGAUCAAUUUGAGUGAAAGUGAUAUGCCUAUCAGACCUCAUCAUGAGCUGGUUACCUAUUUAAGUCACAACAAGGAUAAAAUUUUUCUUCGCUCAUUUAGUCAUACUGGACAAAGUUUUUUGAGAAAUCAAGGUUUCGGCCAAUUAUUCGUUGAAUGUGAUUCUUAUGUUUGGCAUUUAGGCGAACGACCUAUCCCAUCUGGAGUUAUUUUAGAUGGAGGUUCAGAUUGGAUGAUACUUCCCAAAGUAUUUGUGGAUUAUAUUAUUCAUAGUGAGGAUAGUUUGAUAAGCGAUAUUAAGGAAUACUUUCGCUAUAGUCUGCUACCAGUCGAGAGUUUUUUCCAUACAGUUGCACAGAACACCCAUUUUUGUACAUCAGUCAUUAAUCAUUAUCUACGAUUCAUCAAUUGGAAAAGACCACAAGGCUGUGGUUGUAAAUAUGGAAGUGUAGUUGAUUGGUGCGGUUGCUCUCCACUAACCCUAAAUGGACCGAAAGACGCUGAAACUCUGUGUGAAUUAGCUGGAAAGUGUUCACAGUCAGAUUACGGCUUACAGCCAUUAUUUUUUGCGCGUAAAUUUGAUUCAACUAUUGAUAUGGGGAUAAUUAAUUUCGUCAUAUCUAAAUUGUUGACACGAGAUGAUAUACCAGUUGCCUCAAACAAUGAUAAUUACUACCUGGAAAAUAUCUAUUCAAAGGAGGAGAAUUUGCUGACAGAUAAUCCACACCAGCAGACGUUAUUUUUAGCACUGAACUGUCUGUCUCAAAAAUUAAUUCUACAGUUAUUUGAAACCUAUAAUAAUAAUAAUAACAGUCAUAACAUAUUCUCUACUAAAUCAUUAUUAUUGAAUGCUUUCGCAUUGUUUAAUGCGAUAGGUUGGCAAGAGUUUGACGGCAGUCUGUCUAAUGAAUUAGUGCGGGGGUGGGUUGACAAACGAAACACUGUACCGUCACUGGUACUACAAAUCGAGUUACAGAAUGCAGUCGAAAUGAACAGUGCGAGAGCUAAAGAUAAUUUCAUCAUAAUAGAAAUUCUUAUUCAUCCACCGUCGUUUAGUUUUACCACUUCAGAUACAACUGAUAGUUUGCUACCCGGUGAUAUAGGCUUCCUAGAGAUUAGUUCAAAUUUCGAUGUCAAAGAACAGAUAUUUCGUAAUUAUCCACGUUUCUUAACUAUACAUGAAUUGCUGACUAUUUUGAUAUUAUGGAAAGGCAAUUCUGAUUAUAAAAUAUACAAAACUUCAGUUGUAUUCACUUUAAUCAAUCCUCGGGGUAUUCCAUGUCCAAAUCAAUUGACACUGCCACUUGUACAAAAUGAGCAUACUGUGCGUUCUUUAGCUAUGCCAGAUUUAUACAUAACUACUAGUUUAAUCAAAAGUACAGUUAUAACAAAUUGUCUUCCACCGGAUAUCAAUGUCAUUUCCGGUGAAUGGAGUGUUCUAGCUGUUGCUUCAAGUGGACAAGUUAGUCGUGUCAAAUUUCUUCUACUUGAUUUGUUGAAACUUAACCAGUCAUCAUCAAUGAGAUCUGAAGAAAACUCCAUUGUCGAUGAGGUGAUUUUUGAUUCAGAAACCUGGAAUUCUGUUAAAUUUACUGAUUUCUGUACAGUAGUGCAACAAUCAGUUAAGCAUGCAUCAGGUCGAUUGUAUUCUGAUAAUCAUACAAAUACUGAUGUUAACAUUUUUGCUAAUCACUCUCAUCAUGAUUGUUCCACUGUUCAUUGGAGUUCUUUUUUUAAAGAUUCUGCUUACUAAUUCUUUGUUUUUAUGAUGUAUUCAUGCAAAUCUCAGUGGAAUGUGCUGCUGCUUCCUUCCUGUAAAUAAAUACUCACAACUGAACUCUGAAUAUGUUUAUAUAUUUCUUUUAUCGGGAAGAAUAUGAUUCUGAUUUUCUACGCCAACUGCAUUUUGAUCCCUAUCUUUUGGGAAAUAAAUUCUUUUUUCCUCAAAUUAAAUUGUUGUUUAUUCCUAAAAUCGAAUGAAAAGAAG
Messenger RNA from Trichobilharzia szidati, 2375 nucleotides. The record is from the annotation of a GenBank genome assembly. Lineage: Eukaryota; Metazoa; Platyhelminthes; Trematoda; Strigeidida; Schistosomatidae.